Chiloscyllium plagiosum (whitespotted bambooshark) is the source of this 3440-nucleotide messenger RNA. RefSeq names its product homeobox A11b (gene hoxa11b). Lineage: Eukaryota; Metazoa; Chordata; Chondrichthyes; Orectolobiformes; Hemiscylliidae. Gene Ontology annotation, cellular component: nucleus. Gene Ontology annotation, biological process: regulation of transcription by RNA polymerase II; anatomical structure development. The record is from RefSeq and is a predicted model, not a curated record. Gene Ontology annotation, molecular function: DNA-binding transcription factor activity, RNA polymerase II-specific; RNA polymerase II cis-regulatory region sequence-specific DNA binding.
UGAGCAGAGGAGAUUAUUUGUUAAUAAAAAUGCCGAAUAUGCCGCAGAAUCAACAUGGGAGAGAUCGGUCGAAAAGCAUUUUGUUCGAGAAAAUAGAGUUUCUGAUACAUUUCCAUUGCGGAAAUUGUUAAGUGUGAUUUCGCGUCUACCCUGGCUGCAACUCAGCUGGUUGGAGCGCCAUGAAGUGAGUGUGCCAAAUGCGUCUCUGGUGUGAAGGUUGAACACCUUCACAGUAUUAUUCGAGCUUCCCGUUCCCUCUUUCUAAAUGUGCAGAGCUGAGAUGUAAAGAGCUUUGCACUCCUGGUGCGAGGGGGGAAUCCAAAGUGAUGCAUGUCAAUUUCUCCAGGCAUCUGGUCACAUGACUGCCCUGUCCCUGCGAUGUAUGGAGAUACAUUUCCACGUCAGCUUACGUUUCCAAAUUUUUACUCCGCGGAUCAGCUUCAAAGAGGCAGCAGCAUCUAAGGACCAUGUUUAGCUGUGCGAAUGCAAGCUAUUCUUGCGCUAGGGGACCCCAAGCAAGCGAUGAUGGAUUUUGAUGAGCGGGUUUCUUGUGGCUCUAAUCUUUAUUUGCCUAGCUGCACCUAUUAUGUCUCGGGUCCGGAUUUCUCCAGUCUGCCUUCUUUUCUACCCCAAACGCCGGCUUCUCGCCCCAUGACAUACUCCUACUCGUCCAAUAUCCCCCAGGUUCAACCUGUGCGAGAAGUUACCUUCAGAGACUAUGCCAUCGAUCCUUCCAAUAAGUGGCAUCACAGGGGGAAUCUCCCGCACUGCUACUCCGCAGAGGAGCUGAUGCACAGAGAAUGUCUGCCUGCCAGUACCAUGGGCGAGAUGUUAAUGAAAAAUAGCGCCAGCGUUUACCACCCCAGCUCCAACGCGUCCUCCAGCUUCUACAACCCGGUGGGGAGGAACGGGGUCCUGCCGCAAGGAUUUGACCAGUUUUUCGAGACUGCCUACGGUUCCAGUGAGAAUCAGCAGUCGGAGUAUUGCGGGGAGAAGAGCCCAGAUAAAGCGCCGUCUGCGGCAACUUCAAGUUCGGAGACUUCGAGGGUGUCUGUGGAGAAGGAGACGAGCCCGGGGAGUAGCAGCCCGGAGUCUUCUUCCGGCAACAAUGAGGAAAAAGGCAGCAACUCCAGUGGCCAGCGUACACGCAAAAAGCGGUGCCCCUACACCAAGUACCAGAUCCGGGAGCUGGAGAGAGAAUUUUUUUUCAGUGUCUACAUCAACAAAGAGAAGCGGCUGCAACUUUCCCGGAUGCUCAACUUAACCGACCGGCAAGUUAAAAUUUGGUUUCAGAACAGGAGGAUGAAGGAAAAGAAGCUAAACAGGGACCGCCUUCAGUAUUACACCACGAAUCCAUUGCUCUGAGAUUAGACUGCGAUUACAAAGAGGAAUUUCUCCUUCCUAUGGUCUCCUUCUACGAAGAAAGCGGCCAGGGCGAAAGCAGAGGUAAAACAAAAACUCAAGUUCGAGUUUGAGAGCAGACACUUUAGUACAGUUUUGACAGGCCGGACAACUUUGCAAAACUAACUGGGACGUCUAAGUUUCAACUUUAAACAGUAACUGGAAUUAAUGAUCAUCGUUUGUUUCACAUAACACAUUAUUAUAUUCUCACUUGUGUGAUCGACAUGCUUUGUACAAAGGGUGUCUCGAGAGAUAAUUGUUGAGAUGCCAAUGUGAAUGCUUGGAUUUAGUUCAGCGAAACAGAAUUGUCUUAAUUCGAAGGAGAAUGCAGCAUCGUUUUGAAUUCAGACCUGUGCAUUGGAGCCCUAGGAGAACCAGUUGACUGUUGUGGACCAGCUGCAAUAUAAAAACAAAGUAAUAAAAUGUGCGCAUGCUUUAGAUUAGGAAGCUUUCGGUGGCGCUCACUAUCAAUCACAACUAUUGGAUAUAUAUUUUUUAUCUUCAGUUACAAGGAGUAGCAACCAACCUCGUUCUUUUUGUAACUGACCUUUCCGUAAGGGUGGGGGGAGUGUUGGGUUGGGGGGCUGGUGGUGGUUAGCGCGACUGUUCUCUAAACAAUGCCUGCUCAUCACUGCUUAGGAGACUGAAACUUGUCUGUAUAAAAGACAGAUUAAAACCUAGAUCUCAACAAUAAAUCCGUGUGUUUUUUCUACAAAUAAUGAGGAGUAGUUCCCGCCCCCACCCCUCGUUCCCCAAAAGGAGAGCAUGCAUGUAAAUAUGCAACCUGGAAUUCAUUCUCAAAAGAUGGCUGCUGUUGGGAAUCACAGGCAUUUUUGUGUCAAAUUCAUGUUCACCUCCAAAAUAAGCAAGUGUAAUUAAAUUCUGUUUAGAAUGUAAAGUUUGUACCUUUUUUGGCGUGGUACUCUCUAUAUAAACACUUUACCGUUUAAAACAUAGCUUGGGGUUAUAGAAAACGGGCUAUCUUAUGCUUGCUGAAGCAAUCCGUGAGUGGUUAUUUGUACUUGACAUAUUGUGCGUCGUUAUUUGCAAAUGCAGUUUUUACGUUUAACUUUUCAAAGAGAAGGGAUACUACCCAUGAUGACAUACUUGAGCACAAAUUAUUGUAAAUAUUUUGCUCUUUUCGUACAAUAUGAAUGUGUAUUGACAGUUUUAAAUAGGAAUAGAGUUUAAAAACUGCUGCUCAUGCAUCUAUUAUUUUCACGGAUUCCUUCAAAAGAUGACAAGUCUGCAGUGCUUACAAUAUUGAAGCCAUCUUUGUCCGUGUGAACCAAAGACAAAAAAUUAUUUUCAUUGAACACAUACGUGUUUUAUUGCACAAUGGUAACAUUUCCUGUAAUUCACCGAGUAAUUUUUUAAUAGGCCGAGAUACCUACAGGCCGCAUUAUACAAAGAUCGCCUAUUCGUUACCUGGUAACAUAUGCCAGCCUUUUAAAAUAGUUCUUUUUAUUAUAUCAAUCGAAUCUAAAUGUUUGUGUGGUCUCCAUCAGGACCCUCAUUAAAAGUAGGUGGUUUCCUUGUACCUUCACAUGAAAAGAUAAAUGGCAGCGGCCGAAUAUCUGCCUUUAUCCCCCUUUUUUCGGUAAAGUUGGUUUAAUUUGCAAGACACUGAAACAUAUUAAAAUGAUUGGACGAUGCCCCACACACUGGGGUGUUUUUGUUUUGCAUUAAGCGCUUGGAUUUUAAAAACAAACUGCAACUUCCUUUAUGGGGAUACUUUUAAUCAAAUUCUGUUUAAUUAAAUGUGAUGCCAACAUUUGCUUAACAUUUGUAUAUAAUUUAUAUUUAUCGGUUUGAAUAAAAGGGUGUAAGAUUUGCAUGUACGCGUCCAGAGAGCGCACAGUGAGAUUCGAGGUGGAAAAAUAAACAUUUUUUUUCUUGAGGACGAUCCAUGUAGGCUUCUUCAACUUUGCCGGUAUUCACGACAAAAAGUAAAAGACCUGCGAAGAGCUGUAUUAUUGUGUGUUUCAUGUACGUAACCAACAAUCAUUAAAGCUGGUAACAUUCCACUUCAUCCUAAA